Molecule: messenger RNA, 2521 nt
Organism: Cucurbita pepo subsp. pepo (vegetable marrow)
Lineage: Eukaryota; Viridiplantae; Streptophyta; Magnoliopsida; Cucurbitales; Cucurbitaceae
Gene: ALB1
Product: ALBINA 1
Biological process (GO): chlorophyll biosynthetic process
Molecular function (GO): ATP binding; ATP hydrolysis activity; magnesium chelatase activity
Source: RefSeq, a predicted model, not a curated record
GGAACUAAUGGAUAAGAAAGGAGUUGGAGUUGGAUUUUCAUACUCUCUGCAAUAACAAUGUCACCCACAUCUCUCACUCCUUCAGCGGCUCUCCCUCAUCUCCAAUCUUCCCUUCUUCCCUCCUUCAGAUUCCGCCCUCUUCUCCUCUCUUCAUCUUCAUCUUCUCCAUUCUUCCCAAAACGCCAUUUCUGUCGCAGAAUCCGCCAUUGCAUUCGCUCGUCUGCAAAUACCGUCGUCGAGUCCGGCAAUGGAGCUGUAGCUGCAGCAGAGCAGCUAGAAGCAACUUCCUAUGGCAGGCAGUACUUCCCCCUCGCUGCAGUUGUUGGCCAAGAUGCAAUUAAAACUGCUCUUUUGCUCGGAGCUAUCGACCGUGAAAUUGGCGGCAUUGCCAUAUCUGGAAAGCGAGGAACGGCUAAGACAGUUAUGGCCCGUGGAUUACACGCAGUCUUGCCACCUAUUGAAGUAGUUGUUGGGUCCAUUUCAAAUGCCGAUCCAUCCUGUCCAGAAGAAUGGGAGGAUGGCCUUGCUGAUCGUGUUGAAUAUGACUCGGCUGGUAAUAUCAAGACGCAGAUUGUUAAGUCUCCUUUUGUUCAGAUCCCACUUGGAGUUACAGAGGACAGGCUCAUUGGAUCCGUUGAUGUUGAAGAGUCUGUGAGAACUGGAACGACUGUUUUCCAGCCCGGUCUUCUUGCUGAAGCUCAUAGAGGAGUUUUGUAUGUCGAUGAAAUAAAUCUUUUGGACGAGGGCAUUAGUAACUUGCUGCUUAAUGUAUUGACUGAAGGAGUCAAUAUAGUUGAAAGAGAAGGAAUCAGUUUUAGGCAUCCAUGCAAACCACUCUUAAUUGCUACUUACAACCCAGAAGAGGGCGCUGUUCGUGAGCACUUGCUAGACAGGAUUGCAAUUAAUUUAAGUGCAGAUCUACCUAUGAGUUUUGAAGAUCGUGUUGCAGCUGUAGGAAUUGCUACACAAUUUCAAGAACAGAGUAGGGAAGUUUUGAAAAUGGUCGAGGAGGAAAUAGAGUUUGCAAAAACUCAGAUAAUUUUGUCAAGAGAAUAUUUGAAGGAUGUUAUAAUUGGACGAGAGCAAUUAAAGUACCUCGUCUUGGAAGCUAUUCGAGGUGGUUGCCAGGGGCACAGAGCUGAGCUAUAUGCAGCACGUGUUGCAAAAUGCCUGGCUGCUUUUGAGGGGAGGGAAAAAGUCUAUGCUGAUGACCUGAAAAAAGCUGUUGAACUGGUCAUUCUACCUCGUUCGAUCAUCAAUGAAAAUCCGCCAGAUCAGCAAAAUCAACAGCCUCCGCCACCUCCACCACCUCCACAAAAUCAAGAAUCUGGGGAAGAGGAGAAUGAAGAGGAAGAAGAACAAGAGGAAGAUGAUGAUAAAGAAAAUGAACAGCAGGAGCAAUUACCUGAAGAAUUCGUUUUUGAUGCUGAAGGAGGUUUGGUGGAUGAGAAACUUCUUUUCUUUGCUCAACAAGCACAGAGACGCAAAGGCAAGGCUGGGCGGGCAAAAAAUGUCAUCUUUUCGGAGGACAGAGGACGGUAUAUUAAGCCAAUGCUUCCAAAGGGGCCUGUUAAGCGGUUAGCAGUUGAUGCAACGCUUAGAGCAGCUGCUCCAUAUCAGAAGUUGCGAAAGGCAAAAGAUGUUCAGAAUACUAGGAAAGUUUUUGUCGAGAAGACUGACAUGAGAGCAAAAAGAAUGGCUAGGAAGGCAGGAGCACUGGUAAUAUUUGUGGUUGAUGCCAGUGGGAGCAUGGCAUUGAAUCGUAUGCAAAAUGCAAAAGGUGCAGCACUCAAGUUACUGGCAGAAAGCUAUACGAGUAGGGAUCAGGUUUCCAUAAUUCCGUUCCGUGGAGAUAGUGCUGAAGUUCUCCUACCUCCCUCUAGAUCGAUUGCAAUGGCAAGAAAACGUCUCGAGAGACUUCCUUGUGGUGGAGGAUCUCCCCUGGCUCAUGGUCUUACCACGGCUGUGAGGGUUGGAUUAAAUGCUGAGAAAAGUGGCGAUGUAGGAAGAGUGAUGAUUGUUGCAAUAACUGAUGGCAGAGCCAACAUAUCACUGAAAAGAUCCACUGAUCCUGAAGCAGCAGCUGCAGCUGCUGAUGCUCCUAGACCUUCAGCACAAGAAUUGAAGGAUGAGAUUCUCGAAGUGGCUGGAAAAAUAUACAAAGCAGGAAUGUCUCUCCUUGUCAUUGAUACCGAAAACAAGUUCGUGUCAACUGGUUUUGCAAAGGAGAUCGCGAGAGUAGCUCAAGGAAAAUACUACUACUUACCGAAUGCCUCAGAUGCUGUCAUCUCUGCUACGACGAAGGAAGCUCUUACCGCGUUCAAGAACUCGUAAAAUGACUGAAGUGGUCCGUUUUCUUGCUCACUAAUUUUGUUGAAAUGAAAACAGGCUUGUCCCUGCAGUCUAAAUACUUAUUUUUGGCAAUGUUCAUAAUAGAGCAGAUCAUUUUGGUGGAGAAUCCACCCCAUUUAAAUCUUGUAUUGCAAGGAUUGCUUCAAUCAAUGAGUGAGUUGCCUGCUUC